AUGAACGGCUACGGCUCGCCCUACCUGUACGUGGGCGGCCCGGUGGCCCCCCCAACCCGGGCGCCCCUGCAGCGGACGCCCAAGUGCGCGCGCUGCCGCAACCACGGGGUGCUGUCGUGGCUGAAGGGCCACAAGCGCUACUGCCGCUUCAAGGACUGCACCUGCGAGAAGUGCAUCCUCAUCAUCGAGCGGCAGCGCGUCAUGGCCGCCCAGGUGGCGCUGCGCCGCCAGCAGGCCAACGAGAGCCUCGAGAGCCUCAUCCCGGACUCGCUGCGCGCCCUGCCCGCCGCGCCGCCCGCCGCCCCCGCGGCCGCCCCCGCCGACGGGCCCGCCGCAGCCCCGCACCGGCCCCCCGUGGAGCUGGCCGCCGCCGCCGCCCUGCGAUGGGCCGCCGAGCAGCCGGCCGCCGUCCUGCCCGCGCAGCUGGCCAAAGCAGAUAUGACUGAAGACCGGUUGGGUGACACCAGUGGAGUAGACAGCACCGAGACUUACAAUGACAAAGAGGCAGACCAAAGGAGUUCCCCGGACGUGGCAAAGGCCAAGAGCAGUUUCACUCCGGAGAGCCCUGAAAUUGUUUCUGUGGAUGAAGGUGGUUAUGCAGGCCAGAAAAACAGUGGAAGCAGCGACAGCCGGCCGGGGAGCCCCAAGUACCAACCAGAGCAAAAUCACCUCCUGAUUGAAGGUCCAUCAGGAACAGUUUCUCUGCCUUUUGGCUUGAAAGCUAACCGGCCACCUCUGGAAGUGUUAAAAAAAAUCUUCCCCAAUCAAAAACCAACAGUGCUUGAAUUAAUCUUGAAAGGCUGCGGAGGGGACCUGGUGAGUGCAGUUGAGGUCCUUCUAUCUAGCCGGUCCUCGGUAGCUGGUGGAGACCGAACUGCAGAAUCAGAAGGUCUGGUUUUGCCUUCAAACGGCCACCUUUUUGAACACACACUGAGCUCUUACCCUAUUUCUUCCUCCAAAUGGUCUGUCGGCUCUGCCUUUAGAGUCCCAGAUACUCUUAGGUUUUCUGCUGAUACUAGUAAUGUUGUGCCGAAUCCACUGGCUGUUCCGCUACAGCAUCCGUUCCCCCAGCCACCCCGGUAUCCACUGAUGCUGAGGAAUACUUUGGCGAGAAACCAGUCCAGUCCAUUUCUGCCUAAUGAUGUGACCCUGUGGAACACUAUGACGCUGCAGCAACAAUACCAGCUGAGGUCUCAGUACGUCAGCCCUUUCUCAACCAAUUCUACCAGCGUUUUCCGAAGUUCUCCUGUCCUUCCUACACGCCCGUCAGAAGAUCCCCGCAUCUCAAUCCCUGAUGACGGAUGCCCAAUUGUGUCAAAACAGCCUAUUUAUACAGAAGAUGACUAUGACGAACGGUCUGACUCCUCAGACUCUAGAAUACUAAACACAUCUUCCUAG
Molecule: messenger RNA, 1398 nt
Organism: Eublepharis macularius
Lineage: Eukaryota; Metazoa; Chordata; Lepidosauria; Squamata; Eublepharidae
Gene: DMRT3
Product: doublesex and mab-3 related transcription factor 3
Exons: 2
Coding region: 1-1398 (465 amino acids)
Biological process (GO): male sex differentiation; regulation of transcription by RNA polymerase II
Cellular component (GO): nucleus
Molecular function (GO): protein binding; RNA polymerase II cis-regulatory region sequence-specific DNA binding; DNA-binding transcription factor activity, RNA polymerase II-specific
Source: RefSeq, a predicted model, not a curated record